Alternaria rosae is the source of this 1684-nucleotide messenger RNA. RefSeq lists its product as uncharacterized. Bases 1 to 1350 code for a protein of 449 amino acids. The transcript is spliced from 2 exons. The record is from RefSeq and is a predicted model, not a curated record. Lineage: Eukaryota; Fungi; Ascomycota; Dothideomycetes; Pleosporales; Pleosporaceae.
AUGACACCCUGGCGCACACAACAGAAAUCGAAAUCGACGCCUGCAAACUCACCGAACCAAAAUAUGGGAGAAAUUCACGUUGGCGGCGGCCAGUGCAACGUCCCCGAACAUGAGAUCAAGCAGAAUGCAGGUGUGUCGGCGAGUAUGGCGCUGCAGGCUGGACAGAAAGCAUGGGAGUUGAGGCAAGCUGCGCAUGGCGCGAGCGACGCGAAAGCAAGAGAAGAAAUUCUGGCGAAAGCGAUUAAUAAAGAGAUUGAAGCAGAGUCGUUUGGAAAGGCGGCAAAGUACACGCAGUCAGGUGCUUUCCAGGGACUGGCCGCUGGUGCCGGAUUGGGGGUGCAGCCGGGCGUGACCAUUGGAAAGCUGACCGGUGCCCUCGUUGGUGGCACGGUGUCUACAGUGACUGGACUGCUUGGUGGUGGUAUUGGAUCGGUUUACGGUGCCAUGAACGGCCCAAUGUGGGAUCUGGGAGAGAUGGCAAGUCAGGGUGUCCAAGGUGUCGUUGGUGACUUCCUCCCCGAUGUCAAGUCGACGCCAUCGCAGAAGAAGGCUUUGGAGAAGAUGGUCAUGCAAACCAAGGAUACGCAGGCACCAUCUAAAGAAGAGCUGGAACAGAUGAAGAAUGACGCACCGGAUAUGAUGCCGCAGUCAUGGUCCCAGUCCGCGAAAGACAUGACUGCUUGGAGACCAAGCAUGCCGUCAGCAGUCAAAACCGCGGGAGCUGGAAUCGCGGGAAUGGGAGCCGCCAUGAACCCUUGGGGAGGUGGAGGUCAGCAACAGCAACAACAAGGCACAUCACAACCCAAGCAACAACCCCAAAAGCAAACCCAACAGGCAUCGAGUCAACCAAAACAGCAGUCUAAGCCCCAGGCCCAGAAAGCUCCUCAAUCGAAGCCGCAGCAACCGAAGACAAACGGGACGCAACCCGCAAAGCAAGAAAAGCCCCAAUCCAAUGACUCCCCCAAAGAACCAUCGAAACCCCGUUCCCAACGACCACCAACGACCCGCGGCCCCGCAAACCCCCAAUCAUCAACCCAAUCCACCCCACCCUCUCAACAAAAGCAGACACCGAAUACACAACAAACGUCUACCAAGUCCUUAUCACAGAAAUCCCAAUCCACGGCGAACAAAUCUGCGAAUGGAUCUGCUCAGCCUAAAAGGGUGUCGUUCAGCGAUAACAAAGAGAACAAUGCUCCGGCUGCUGCGGAGAAGCCGAAGAGGAAACCGAGGAAGCUGGGGCAGCAGGGUGUUGGUAAUGCUGGUAGUGGUGGAGGUGGUAGUGGGAACGGGGGUGCGGCGAAGAAGGCGCCGAGGAAGUUGGAGUCUAGGAAACCUGCUGCGGCUGCGUAGAUGAUGGAUUUUGUAGAGAAAGGGGGAGAGGGGGUGUAGUUUGCUGAAGAGAGGGAAAUAUGAUGCGAUGGAGUGUUAUGUGAUCACGAGUUUUUGGAAAGGCAGUGGUAAUGCAUGGUGGAUUCGGAGCCGUUGGCGACUUGCAUGUUUGUUGGAUACUAGACUUGUUGAGCACAUGUUGUUAUGUUCAGAUUUUGUACAAAUGUAAUUUAGUGAGCGAUAACUGUGUCUUGAGACAUCCGUACAUAUAACGACUUUGGGUGGACUAUCCCAAACUCUCAUGUAACUACCAUCCUUCAAGCGUAUAAACAGCCUUCAACCGGCUUCUGGACUG